Molecule: messenger RNA, 1080 nt
Organism: Metarhizium acridum CQMa 102
Lineage: Eukaryota; Fungi; Ascomycota; Sordariomycetes; Hypocreales; Clavicipitaceae
Source: RefSeq, a predicted model, not a curated record
AUGCUGGAAGAGCCAGCCAGAGAUCCAACAUGGAGGUUUGUCCUGGUGCUGGAUGAGGUGGAUAGGCAAAGGGAUGCGCCACCGACAUUGAUACCAGCCUUGGCUCGUCUGUCAGAGAUUAUCCCCUGCCUCACCACCGUCUUCAUCGUCACGGCACCGCCCGCAGGCUUUCUCCGAACAACCGCCGCCGUGUUCCUUCACUUCCCUCCGUACACGAAACCCGAGUUUGUUCGUAUUCUUUCUCUCUCUCCGCCGCCUGCGAUAUCCGGCGCGACGCAACCCGAGACGACAGACCUUUGGACUCGGUUUUGUGCCGCUGUUCACGAUGCGUUUGUACGGUCUGCCUCUCGCAGCCUGCCAUCAUUUCGCCAUAGCUGCCAGGCUCUAUGGCCGCGGUUUAUCGCGCCUGUAGUUGCUGGCACCUACUCACCAAAAGAAUUCUCCAAACUGCUGGUAGCAGCACGAGUCCAUUUCCAAGAUGAAUCCCUUCUGAACCCAGGAAUCGUCUCAGUCCGCCCUGAACCGUCGCCAGCUACAACGACUGCAACAACAAUGCCUACCGCAGCUUCUUCGAGGUCUCUUGGGAGCGCCACCACUUCGGCUUCCUAUCUGACCGCUUUGCUGCCCAUUGCAGCACGUCUUAUCCUCUUAGCCGCAUAUCUCGCCUCGCACAACGCUACGCGACACGAUUUGACGCUAUUCUCAACCUAUCACCAUGGCCGCAAACGGCGUCGUGGCGGCGGCUUUGUCGCCAGUCGUGGGACACCCCGCACAAAACACCGAAGAAUCGCGCGGAAACUGCUCGGCGCGCAUGCUUUUGUUCUGGAACGCAUGAUGGCAAUAUUCGAGGCGGUUCGAAGCGAAUGGUCCCCUGAUGGGAGUUCUGUUGGAACUACCGGCUUGGAUGGUGACAUUGGAAUGGCUAUUGCUACACUAGCUAGCCUCCGACUAUUGGUCAAAGUCGGCGCGGGAGACAUGAUGGAUAGAUCUGGAAAAUGGAGAAUAAACGUUGGUUGGGAAUCUAUUAGGGGCAUUGGGAGAAGUAUCGGCGUCGAGGUGGAGGAAUGGCUCAUUGAAUAG